Molecule: messenger RNA, 1484 nt
Organism: Amborella trichopoda
Lineage: Eukaryota; Viridiplantae; Streptophyta; Magnoliopsida; Amborellales; Amborellaceae
Product: SNF1-related protein kinase regulatory subunit gamma-like PV42a
Cellular component (GO): nucleus; cytoplasm
Source: RefSeq, a predicted model, not a curated record
CCUUUCUCUCUACACUUGCCACCUGCUCAUCCCACAACCCCUGCGUGUCGCCCAUGCAAACCCAUAAAUACGUCGACUCAACGAACCCAUAUCUCUGUCAUCUCUCUUUUUACCAUAUCUGAAACUUCUUGGAGAGAGAGAGAAGAGCCAUGGAGUUGCAGGAGAAGAAAGAAGAGGAAUUGGAACAUGGGAUUUGGAAGAGGAACGUAAGGGAUCUCAUGGAACGAAAGCGUCGGCUUGUUGAGGUCCCCUACACCGCUUCUCUCACCGAUACCAUUAACGCUCUCGUGGCCAAUGAUAUCGUGGCUAUACCAGUGGCGGCGCCACCCGGCCGUUGGAUUGGAGCGGGAGGAUCCGCCAUCGUUGAAUCAGACAAGGUCACAGGUGCUCCAAGGAAACAGUAUAUAGGGAUGGUGAGCAUGCUUGAUAUACUCAUUCACAUAGCUGAUUAUAUGGACAUGGCUGACCUUGAGGAGAGAAUGAAUGUUCCCGUUUCCUCUCUUAUUGGCCAUUGCUUGGAGGGGCUCAGCUUGUGGACUGUUAAUCCCAGUAAUAGUAUUUUGGAUUGCAUGGAAGCCUUCAGCAAAGGCAUCCACAGGGCCUUAGUUCCAAUGGAUGGUCACAUGGAUCAUGUUACUGGACUUGAACUUGCAGAGUCUUCACCUGGUUAUCGAAUGCUUUCACAAAUGGAUGUUUUGAGUUUCUUAAGAGAACACGAUUCAGAACUAGAGAAGAUUACAUCACUCAGUGUUGGUGAAUUGGGUGCGAUUCAGGAGAACGUAUUUGCUGUUCCCAAGCAUAUGGCAGUUAGAGAAGUUCUUAGAUGGAUGAGAAGUAGUUCCUUGAGUGCUGUACCCGUCAUUGAGGAUCCAGUGGAAGACCACAAGGUUAUCAUGGGGAAAGGUAAAAAGCUUGUGGAGACAUUCUCAGCCACUGAUUUGAGGGGGUGCCCGAGCUCUUCACUGAAAACAUGGCUCUCACUCCCUGUCAUCGACUUCAUGAACAAGGUAAGCAUCGGAACGAGAACUGAACCAGUCAAAACCCCAAGGCCCCUCAUAACAUGUGGCAUGGGGUCGAGCCUCGGCGAAGUGAUGGGUAAGGCAGUGGAUCACCAUGUCCACAGGGUGUGGGUUGUGGAUGAUAAUGGGCUGCUACUUGGUCUUGUCACUCUCACUGACAUCCUAAGAGUGAUUCGAGCCUCUUUCUCAUCCCUUUAAUUCCACGUACAGCAUCACCUCCUACUAAUGCACGGAGAAAAGAACAUGGUGUUUUGUUGAAUUUUUGGUAUUUGAGUUCUUUGUUAGUUUUUGGGGGUUUGCUUUGUGCUCGGACUGAUGUUUUGGGGGGGCACCGAUUCAUUGUCAAUGACCCUACUUCGGCUUGUUAAACACUGUUGUUAACCAUGAAAAGUGUUCAGAUGUGAUAAUUGUGGUUUAUGAGAAUGUAGAUGGGUUGCUUAUGACUAAAGUACCGGUUUUAGUUUA